UCCACUAAGUGAGCGAUGGCGGCCGUCGUGUCUGUGAGCGCAAACGCCAAAGAAGAAAGCACAGACACAGCGCUCGGCUUCGUCUCCCGUCCGCUCCACGAAAACUACGACCUCGCUGCACCCGCCGACCGCGAAAAUUGGAGGCCGGGGGAGCGCCGUUGGCAUCCGGAGCUCGAAGCCGGCGAGGAGGUCCCGACCUCGGGACGCGAGGGUCAGCAGCGGAGGGCCGACGGAGACUUGACACCUCUGAGCCCCCAAGAGAUUCAGAGCCGCUUGGAGAGAACUCGACGGGAGUUUUACAACCGCAGGAAGAUUAUCAUAAAAAAUCUGCCGUCUGACGUCAGCAAUCAGGAGGUCCAUGAGUUGCUGGGCAACUAUGACUUGAAAUACUGCUUUGUAGACAAAUACAAGGGCACAGCCUUUGUGACACUGCUCAAUGGUGAGCAGGCGCAGAGUGCCAUCAAGGAGUUCCACCAGCACGCGCUUCGCGAUCGGGACAUCUCCGUGCAGCUGCAGCCCACCGACGCCCUGCUGUGCAUCGCCAAUCUGCCGCGCUCCUUCACCCAGCAGCAGUUCGAAGAGCUGGUGCGUCCUUUCGGCAACCUGGAGCGCUGCUUCCUGGUGUACCGGGCGUCCAGCGGCCAUUCCAAAGGCUACGGCUUCGUGGAGUACAUGAAGAAGGACUCGGCGGCCCGGGCCAAGUCUGAGCUGCUCGGGAAGCAGCUGGGCUCGCGCAUGCUCUAUGUGCACUGGACCGAGGUGGGCUCGCUCACAUACCUGCUGCUGCACUCAAAGUGUCUCUGUGUGGACCGUCUGCCUCAGAGUGUUCUGACCGCCCAAGACCUCUGCAACGCGCUGGCCGAUGCCCACCCUCCAGUCUUCUGUCAGUUGGCUCAGGGUCAAGAUGGAAGUUUCCGUCGCUUUGCGGUGCUGGAGUUCGCCACAGCUGAGAUGGCCGAGGAGGCUCAGCAGCUGUCAGACGGCAGGUUGGUGGGCGGCACGCACAUCAGGACAGCCUUCUGCGCCCCUGGUCCGCCCGGCCGCAGCAUGCUUGCUGCUCUGAUUGCUGCCCAGACCAUGGCUGUGAACAGGGGCAAGGGUCUCCUCCCGGACCCCACCGCCAUGCAGAUCCUCUCGGGCCUCAACAACCCGGCCGCCCUCCAGAUGCUGCUCAACCCGCUGUCGCAGGGCCACAAACAAGGUCUCCUCGGGGCGGCCCCCGCCAUGCCGCUGCUCGCCAACCCGGCUCUCCCUGCCGUGCUGCUCCAGUUGCUGCUUCAGAAUCAGGCGAAAGCCCAGCAGCAAGCCUUUCUGGGAAGUCCUCUUCUUUGGGCUCAGGUGCUGCACAGUCACGAAGGCCCUCUAGUGCCCUGUGCAGGACUCGUGGCAGAGAAUCCUCUGGCCCCUCUGCCAGUCCAGCAGGGAAUCCAUCUGCUCGGCGAGCUCCCCCAAGGUGGCGUAGUCUCAGGUCUCGACCCGCUGGCCCCAUUAAAGCCGGCGUCUCUGAGCAGAGCGAUGGCAAGGGAUCAGGAAUCUCCCAGCUUCCCGCAGACUCCCUCUCCCGCUCUGCAGGGUCUGUCUGUGCCGCUGCUGGGCGGACUGAUGGGGCCAGACGGCCUCGCGGCGCAGACGGUCUCCAUCCUCGGAGACCCAAACAAAGAUGUGACACCUCCACAGAGUUCCUUUCUCUCUGUCAACAAUGCAUUUCCUUCAGGAGCCAACUGCAGACCUCAUCCCUACAGGAAGAGACCCACUCUAAGUAAUGUGUCCAACCAGCACCCUAGCAUGCACCCCAGCUACAACCUGCGCUACCAGGACUCUUACAAUGCUGAGUAUCCUCCUCUCCACCAGGAUCAGCUGCAGCACUUGUACGAGGAGCAGGAGAAUCUCCACAUGGGGGACUUGACAAGCUUCGGACAGCAGCCCUCUCCGUCAGACUUGAGCCAGCGCCACUUCACUUACCCGCUCAGCACGCCCCCGUCCUCGUAUUUCAGCUCGGACGCCUCCGCUAAUGGCUGCCUGCCUUCCAGUCAGCUCAACAGGGCUGUGGGGAUGCCUCCUGUGAGCCACACCUCUGGCUACCCUCCAGGACUUGUCAACAUGAUGAAGACUCCCAUCGGGAGCCACAAGCGCGUCUUCUCCCGCCUCAUCCCACCUCCGGAGCCGAGCCCCGAGGGCGGCUACGUGGGCCAGCAUUCUCAGGGCCUGGGCGGCCAUUACGCAGACUCCUACCUGAAGCGCAAGCGCAUCUUCUAGAAGAGAAAAAGAAAACAACACAAAUUGGCGCCGCGGGAAGCCAGGAUGUGAUGGAAUCUCCUCCUACAGGGACCGGCAGUCCUUCCAAUUGUCUCCUAUCGGAAUUCUUGGUUGUUUUUUUUUUUUUCUUUCUCGCCUCCUUUUGUUUGUGUAUAUAAUUUUAGUGUGUUUAAAAAAUAUAUAUUUUAUUUUUAAAAAAUAGCUCUUUUUAAAAUUCUUGUUGGUGGUAGUUUAUCAUGUUUACCAGCAGGGACUUUACAAAGUUAAGCUAAUCAAGUCACUUUUUUUUUUUUUGUGUGGCGUGUAAGUAGAUAGUUUGGCCAGUAUUUUGAUUGUCACAGAAGUGAUGUUUUCCACACAUUUCAGACAAAGGGGGAUGCCUUCAUUGUAAGUGUAGACCACCAGACUCGUGUCGUGUUGUUUCAUCACCCCCCCCCCCCCCCCCCCCCACACACCCGUUUCAUGGUGUCCCCUUUUCUUGCCAUCCACCUUUUUCACACCUGCCUUUUCAGAACUGGUUAAAAAAAAUCCCAGACUUUUUCCACGUCAUUUUCUUGUCCUUUGAUCGGCACCCUUGGAGUUGUCUUUUGGUUUCCCCCUCCCUUCCACUAGUUAAGUGCAUUUGAAGCGCACUGGUCACAAUGCGUGUCUUGUUUGUUGGCAUGUUUUUACGUGUUUAAGUCCAGAUAUAGUUAAAUGGUUCCUCUGGCAGUCCAAACAAUGCACCAUGUUUUGCAAUCCUUUUGUGCAUAUAAAUAUUUUUUAAACUUAUUUUACUUCAAGUGGAAAGUUUGAUUGUGAAGAACCCAUUACCUCCUUGCAAGAAGAUGACUAUCCUGAACCUCGACGCCGUUCCUGCCCAGUGUUGGCCGUUACCACUUCUGUCUUUUAUUUGCUGUGUAAAUAGUUUGAUCGCUUUCUCUCUCGCUUCCUGGAAUGUUUGUGCUCCGCAACCAUAAAUUUCCUCAGUUCCGAUGCGUAUGACCGGAUUUGCAGCUUGUUGUUGUUUUAUAGACUGAGAGACGUGGGCCAAAACUCUUGAUGGUCAAUAAUCUCCAUUGGCUUGAUUGUAACUGCUCUCUCUUCC
Messenger RNA from Phycodurus eques (leafy seadragon), 3343 nucleotides. It is a transcript of the gene raver1, whose product is annotated as ribonucleoprotein, PTB-binding 1. Gene Ontology annotation, cellular component: cytosol. Gene Ontology annotation, molecular function: mRNA binding. Lineage: Eukaryota; Metazoa; Chordata; Actinopteri; Syngnathiformes; Syngnathidae. The transcript is spliced from 15 exons. The record is from RefSeq and is a predicted model, not a curated record. The coding region runs from base 16 to 2256 and encodes 746 amino acids.